CAAUGCGAAGAACAUCAUGGGUCACGUCUGACGUUGGAUCAACUAGAUACGUUGCUAAAUUUAUAAACUAGCUAUAUAUUUUUUUAUCACAGACAUGACACGUUAACUCUGCACUUUUCAUAUUUUGUACUGUUAGCUAGACAUAUUUGACUACAUUGUUUAGCGUCACCUGAAAGAAAGAAAUCAUGACUGCCAACGAGGAUCAAGAGAUGGAGUUAGAAGCGCUUCGUUCUAUAUACGAGGGGGAUGAGUGCUUCAAGGAAGUCAGCCCAGUUUCUUUUCAGUUUAGGAUAGGAGAACAUGAUGACUCCAAAGCGUUCAUUCUGGAUAUUUCAUGGCCUGAGAUGUAUCCUGAAACGGCACCUGAAAUUUCUCUAGGUGGCUUUUUCAACAAAAAAAUAUCUUCAGAGACCAAGCAGCUGAUCAUCUCUGGGUUGGAGGAGCAGGUGGAGGCCAACCUGGGCACUGCCAUGAUGUACACCCUGUUCGAGUGGGCCAAAGACAACCAGGAAGCUCUGAUGGAGAACCACCAAGCCGUGGUCACUGCCGUGACGCUGACAUCUAACAGUGAUCUCAACGCCCCAGCCAAGAAGAAAGAGAAGAAGGAACAGCUGACCAAAUCACAGAAGAGGAAGAUAACAUGUAGAACUGAUAACAAGGGGGAGCUCCCCAGAGGCUGGGACUGGGUCGACGUCAUCAAGCAUUUGAGCAGAACAGGCGGUAAAGAGGAAGACUAGAAUGCCGUGGAGGAGGUGGAGAGGUCUCUGGUACUGCUUUUACCAGGAAGUGAAGUCUCCCGACCUCACUCAGACCACCUGGCCGCUGCUCUGUAGACUCCUUCCAGUCUGCCCCAAGACACCACACUCAAGACGGACGCUUUUUCGCUCCAAGGGAAGACGGGGUCCUCUACACCUGAACACAAUCAAUAGUUGUCAAAGCUGUCAUUUUGAGAGGGUGUCACACAUGCAGGUGGUUUAGUGUCAUAUCGGAAGGAGUUUAAAAUGUGGCUUUUUUUUAUUUUUAUGAACUGUUUUCAUUUGCUUGGAAGAGACCCCAAAUGUGUGUGACUAAUUUUGGUUUUAACGGUGGUGAUGACGGUGAAUUGCAGUGUGAGCUGCAUAGAAACAACAAAGGCUUGUAAGGGGUGUGUGCUAGUAUUUGUGCUGUCGAAGUGAGUGAAUGGUGAAGGGGUGGCAGUGUCAUCUGUUUUCACUAGUACUGUAUGCUUGUCGAAGUGGAAUGAUCUGGAAUUCUUGUUACCAUGAGCCAGACUUACAUGUACUGGCAUCACUGCCAGGGAAUUAAAAAUAGGUCCACUGUGAGACCGGUUCAGUUGCUAGGCAUCAGGAGCUGUAAAACGUGCUUUACCAGGGGUGUCAACGUAUGGCUGUAUGACUUUAGGAUCCUCAGUGUAUCAUGAUGUGGUGUGGAACAUAAACUCAACAUGUUAUGAAGGACACAACAACUGAAUAUGUGAUAUUGUGCCCCUUUAAUUUAGAGACGUGCUGGAGAAACAUUCGUUUUUUUUUUAAAUAAAAAAAUGAUUACUACGA
Salvelinus namaycush (lake trout) is the source of this 1553-nucleotide messenger RNA. It is a transcript of the gene rwdd4, whose product is annotated as RWD domain containing 4. The transcript has 8 exons. Gene Ontology annotation, molecular function: protein binding. NCBI's taxonomy places the organism in Eukaryota, Metazoa, Chordata, Actinopteri, Salmoniformes, Salmonidae. The coding region runs from base 186 to 737 and encodes 183 amino acids. The record is from RefSeq and is a predicted model, not a curated record.